Messenger RNA from Phyllopteryx taeniolatus (common seadragon), 5730 nucleotides. It is a transcript of the gene fbln1, whose product is annotated as fibulin 1. Gene Ontology annotation, molecular function: peptidase activator activity; calcium ion binding. Gene Ontology annotation, biological process: extracellular matrix organization. The record is from RefSeq and is a predicted model, not a curated record. Gene Ontology annotation, cellular component: extracellular region. The transcript has 15 exons. The coding region runs from base 184 to 2217 and encodes 677 amino acids. Lineage: Eukaryota; Metazoa; Chordata; Actinopteri; Syngnathiformes; Syngnathidae.
UGUGACGGUGAAUGCAGUCAUUUAGUCGACGCUCACUCCUGCACUGCAUCACUCCUCUGCUGUGUCCUCUCAGAGCCACUGGUUCUUUUUUCACUAAAAAGGAUCACAACCAUUGUUUUUCAGUUUAAAUUCAACAUUUUUAACCACCUGAAUCUCCCUUUGUGGAUCGCUGCUUCUCACCUCAUGGGGCUGUGGAUUGUUGUGCUUACUUCAUUGCUGGGAGUCCUCCUUGGUCAAGGAGUGCAGCAGCUCUCUAUAGAUGACUGCUGCAAAGAUGGCCAGAGCCGUGCCAAUGAUAACCAAGCCUGUUCGACCCUCCCACUCAUCUCCGAAUCCCCGACAUGCAGAACCGUGCAGGAGCAGUGCUGUGUUGCAGUGCUUGAAGACAACAUGUGCACCACCGGCAUCACUGUGGCCAAAGACCAAGGAGCAUGCGAUUUCUUGUUCUCCAACACCUGUGAGACCAAGACCACCAAGAUGUGCUGCGACUGUUGCCUCCUGGCGAAGACAGGCCAGGAGCAGGGACUUCCAUGCGACCACAGUUUGUCUCUGGGCUACCAGUGCGGCCUGGUGUACCGUGCCUGCUGCGUGGAUGGAACGCCCGACAAUCAGACAGCGUCCACCGGUCAGACUGAACUGCCAAACAAAGACGAGACCACAGACACCGGAGACAACUCAGUAUUAAGUGAUGAGUGCAAUGGAAAAUGCGCUCAUAAUUGUGUGAGUAAUGAUACCUGCGGCUGCUUCAAAGGCUACAAACUGAAACCGGAUGGAAAGAGCUGCGAGGACAUUAAUGAGUGUUUGCUGGGCACAAGCAGCUGCCGAGCAGGACAGCGCUGCAUCAACAUCGACGGCUCUUUCCGCUGCCAGAGAGAGGUCAGCUGCGGAACCGGCUAUGAACUAACGGACGACAACAACUGCAAAGAUAUUGACGAGUGCGAGACCGGCAUCCAUAACUGUGGCCCAGAGUUUGAGUGCCAAAACACUCAGGGCUCAUUCCGUUGUCUCCCCAAGGUCAAAUGUGGUGCUGGUUUUAUCCAAGAUGCACUGGGCAGCUGCAUUGAUAUCAAUGAAUGCGUAAGCCAGACCGGCCCGUGCCAAAGGGGGCAGCUGUGUAUGAAUACAGUGGGCUCAUACGUCUGCCAGAGGAACUCCGUCAACUGCGGACGGGGCUACCACCUCAAUGACGACGGCACACACUGCAUUGACAUUGAUGAGUGCAAAGGCCCCGAAACAGUGUGCGCGGGUCACGACUGCAUCAACACAAUGGGCUCCUACCAUUGCAAGUGUAACAAUGGCUACAACUUCAACAGCAUCAGUCGCCUCUGUGAGGAUCUUAACGAAUGCAGGCACUACCCCGGACGCCUCUGUGCUCACAAGUGUGAGAACACACCGGGGUCCUACAAGUGCAGCUGCACCACAGGCUUCAAGUUGUCCAGGGAUGGCAGGAACUGUGACGAUUUAAACGAGUGUGAAAGUAACCCGUGCAGUCAAGAAUGUGCCAAUGUGUAUGGCUCCUACCAGUGUUACUGUCGCCGAGGUUACCAACUCAGUGACACUGACGGAGUGACGUGCGAAGAUAUAGACGAAUGUGCCCUGCCUACUGGAGGUCACAUCUGCUCCUACCGCUGCCACAACACCCCCGGAAGCUUCCACUGUUCCUGCCCCGUUAGCGGCUACACCUUAGCACCCAAUGGACGCGGCUGCCAAGAUAUUGAUGAAUGUGUGGCUGGGACACACACAUGCGCAGAGAACCAGAGCUGCUUCAACGUGCAAGGCGGAUUCCGCUGCCUGUCCUUCGAUUGCCCCAACAACUACCGCCGGGUUGGGGAAACUCGAUGUGAACGCUUGCUUUGCAAUGAGUCUGUCGAGUGCCUGGCCAUGCCGCUGAGAAUAACCUACUACCACCUCACCUUCCCCACCAACAUCCCCGUAUUCACCAACAUCUUCCGCAUGGGCCCCUCCCACAUGGUGCCGGGCGAAGACAUCCACAUCGCCAUCACUUCGGGCAACGAGGGCGGCUUCUUCAAGGCGGAGCAAGUCGCCGGCGGCGGCGUCAUGUCCGUGGCGAGGCUCUUCGACGGCCCGCAUGACUUUGAGCUGUCCGUGGAGCUGGGGUUGCGUCGCUACGGCACGCUCAGCACGUACUUGGCCAAAGUGAUGGUGUUCGUCACGCAGGACGAGCCCCGCGUUGUUUACAACCCGCUGCUCGAAUAAGAACAACAGCUCACCUAGGCUUGCUUGCGAUUUGUUAUCUUUACUGCGCUUUAAUCAGAGUUAAGACAUUUUCAGAGAAUAGGAAUUAUUACAAGAAAAAAGCUAUAUUAUAAGGAGAACAAAGUCGGACUUAUAAGAGACAUGCAGUAGUCGUAAUUCUACUAGAAUUAAGUCGAAAUAUUAAAAGAAAAAGUUGAAAUCUUAAGAGAAUGGUCAUAGUUUGGCGAGAAAUAUUUUUUACUUUACAAGAAUAAAGUCACCAUUUUCAGAGGAAAAAAAGUUCUAAUUUUGCUUGACUACAGCCGCAAUUUUACAGGAAAAAAUUUGCAAUUUUACAACAACGUCAUAAUUUUAAGCAAUAAAUUAGUAAUUUUUCCUUUUGCAAUGAUAAAGUACUAAUUUUACAAAAUAAAGGCAUACUUUUAGAAGAAUAAAGUUGUAAAAUGGUGAAAAAAGUUGCCAUUUCACAAGAAUAGUCGUUAUUUUAUAAGAAUAAAGUUGUAAUUUUUUUACGAGAGUACAGUCGGCGUAUGGCAAAAAAAGUUGCCCAAAAAAAGACGUAAUAUUUACGAGAAUGAAGUCAUAAUACGAUGAGAAUAAGUUGCCAUUUUCCAAGAAUAAAGUAUAAUUUCACGAGAAUAAAGUCUUAAUAUUACGAGAAAAGGUGGCACAUUUACCAGAAUACAAUUGUAAUUUUAUGAGAAUAGUCCAUCCAUCCAUUUUCCGCUUAUCCCCACAAGGGUCGUGGGCGUGCUGGAGACUAUCCCAGUUAUCUUCGGGCAGGAGGCGGGGUACACCCUGAACUGGUUGCCAACCUAUCGCAGAGCACACGUAAACAAACAACCAUUCACACUCACAUUCACACCUAAGGGCAAUUUAGAGUCUUCAAUUAACCUACCAUGCAUGUUUUUGGGAUGUGGGAGGAAACCAGAGUGCCCGAAGAAAACCCACGCAGGCACGGGGAGAACAUGCAAACUCCACACAGGCGGGGCCGGGAUUUGAACCCCAGUCCUCAGAACUGUGAGGGAGACGCUCUAACCAGUCGUCCACCGUGCCGCUAUGAGAAUUCAUUUUAUUUGAAUAAAGUCGUGGUACAAAAAAGUUGAAAUUCUGCAAGAACUAAGUCAGAUUUUUUUUUAGAAUAAAGUUGUAAUGAAGAAGAAAACCUCAACUUUUUGCAUGAACAAACUCCCGGUUUAAAAAAAAAAAAGUAAUUUUUUCGAGAAUAAAGUCAUACAUGACGGGAAAAAGUUGCAAUUUCGGAAGAAACAAGUUAGAAUCUUGCUUACAUAUAGUCAAAAUAUUUGAAAAAAAUAGUCAUAAUUUUACAAGGACAAAGUCGUAAUAUUACGGGAAAGUUUCAAUUUUAAGAGGAUGGUCAUAAUUUUCAAAGACUAAAGUUUUAACUUAACACAAAUAAAGUUGCAAUUUUAAGAUUUCCAGAGAAAAAAAAAUUACAUUCAUAAAGUUGUAAUAUUAUAAAAUCUUUUAAAAAACUCGAAGUAUUAAAAUAAAAAGUCAGAACAUAAAGAGAAUACAUACAUUUUCUAUGAGAUAAUGGUUCUGGUCGGCACGGUGGAAGACUGGUUAGAGCGUCUGCCUCACAGUUCUGAGGACCUGGGUUCAUUCCCCGGCCCCGCCUUUGUGGAGUUUGCAUGUUCUCCCCGUGCCUGCGUGGGUUUUCUCUGGCACUCCGGUUUCCUCCCACAUCCCAAAAACAUGCAUGGUAGGUUGUUUGUAUGUGCCCUGGGAUUGGCUGGCAACCACUUCAGGGUGUACCCCGCCGCCUGCCCGAAGAUAGCUGGGAUGGGCUCCAGCAGACCGCGACCCGCGUGAGGAGAAGCGGUUAAGAAAAUGGAUGGAUGGAUAAGUUCUGAUCAUAUAUUACCAAAACUAGUGAGAUUUCUAAAUGAAUUAAGUUGUAAUUUUAAGAGAAUUGUAUUUCAUUUUUAAAGAAAAAAAGUUGUAUUUUUAUAACAAAAAAGUCUUAACAUUGAAAGAAAAGAUUAAUCAAGUUAUAAUAUUACGAGACAAAAGUGUUAUUGCAAGAAUAAAGUAGACAUUUUAUUGUAAAAAAAAAAAAAAACAAUCUUAGAAGAAUAUAAUUUACCUUUUUCAAAUUUUGAAUUUUUUCACCGAAGUAUCAAUCAGGUUGAGCAUUUUUUUCUUUGUAAAGGCAGAUUUGGACACAAUUCAAGUAUUGUAUUGGAUUUCAUUGGAUUGUGUACCUCAAGUGUCCAAUGAGUGCAUUUUCGGGCGUAGUCCUUUUAUUGUUCUUAUCUAGUUAAGAUAACACAUCAUUAGCAACCAGAAAUAGCAGAUAAUCAUCACAUUGUAUAUAUUGUAAUCCAUGGUUGCUUCCUAUGAUUUUUAAAUAAAUUAGGUCCACUUGAAUCUAUCUUCUAAGAAGCAUGGCACAAAGAUCGCAUCUAGGUGGCGCACUAGGUCAAGGUAAAUCCUAAAACCAGUCGGUCUGUCUAGCCUACAACAUGGAGUACUUAGACUAUUGGUUGCAUGUUUAAAGUCUGAUUUAUAGUACUUGAUGGUUUAUGUGUUGGCUGAGCAGUUUUGUAAUAAAACAGAAAUAAGGCAAGUAAAGCACGCUCCUAUGUGAUGACGUCGGAUUAAAUUAAACACAGAAAAGUGGACCAGCGAGUCCAAAUCACAGUCGUCAUCGUUUAUCAUUUGAAAAUACAUUAGAAAAAUAUAUCUACAACCCCAAAUCUAAUGAAGUUGGGACGUUAUGUUAAACACAAAUAAAAACAGAAUACAAUGAUUUGCAAAUCAUGUUCAACCUAUAUUUAAUUGAAUACACUACAAAGACAAGAUAUUUAACGUUCAAACUGACAAACUUUAUUGUUUUUAACUUUGUUGGUUUUCAGCCUUGCCGCUUACAUGCAGUGAUUUUUCCAGAUUCUCUGAACCUUUUGAUGAUAUGUACCGCAGAUGAUGAAAUCCCUAAAUUCCUUGCAAUUGUACGUUGAGGAACAUUGUCCUUAAACUGUUCGACCAUUUUCUCACGGACUUGUUCACAAAGAGGUGAAGCUCGCCCCAUCUUUGCUUGUGAAUGACUGAGCAAUUCAGGGAAGCUUGUUUUAUACCCAAUCAUGUCACCCACCUGUUCCCAAUUAGCCUGUUCAACUGUGGGAUGUUCCAAACAGGUGUUUGAUGAGCAUUCCUGAACUUUCUCAGUCUUUUUUGCCACCCGUCCCAGCUUUUUUGGAACAUGUUGCAGCCAUAAAAUUCUAAGGUAAUGAUUAUUUGCUAAAAACAAUAAAGUUGAUCAGUUUGAAGAUUAAAUAGCUUGUCUUUGCAGUGUAUUCAAUUUAAUAUAGGUUGAACAUGAUUUGAAAAUCAUUGUAUUCUGUUUUUAUCUAUGUUUAACACAACGUCCCAACUUCAUUGGAAUUGGGGUUGUAUAUUCAGUCAACGGUACAGUAGAGAACUACAUUUAUUUUUACAUUUCUGAUGCCAUUCAUAUAGUCGCAUUCAAUAAAACCUUUAUGAACUGUC